AUGCAUCUCUUCCGCCGAGGUACCUCCUCACUCUUCAGUUCGUCCAACGUUUCACUCGCCUCCUCUAAGACCGACAUCACCACCGACGCUGUGGGGGAUAGCGCACUCGCUACGGGAGGAUUCCAGUCUGUACCGGCAUCCGAUAAGCUUUUUACAAAGCCCGAAGCAUCUAUCGAUGGCGAAGAAUGCCUCCACGACUGCUCAAGCUGUACCGUGAAAUACCCCGCAAAAUUUGAGGUGGACUUGGAGGAUGAGCUUUACGGGAAUGUGAAUGGGUGGGCGACACACAUGCUCGUUGCUACUGGCAAAUCAGAUUGGGUGCGCGAUGUUGCAGAUGAGAAAGGGAGUAUCAUGGAAGCAAUCGAGAAAGGAGGAGUCGAGCCCAGCAACGGGGUAAGCUACCUGUCCCCCAAACACGUUGGAUAG
Penicillium waksmanii is the source of this 426-nucleotide messenger RNA. RefSeq lists its product as uncharacterized. The transcript has a single exon. The coding region runs from base 1 to 426 and encodes 141 amino acids. Lineage: Eukaryota; Fungi; Ascomycota; Eurotiomycetes; Eurotiales; Aspergillaceae. The record is from RefSeq and is a predicted model, not a curated record.